UGCCUUGGGAAAGGGGUUAGUUCCUUGGGAGGUGGGAAGGGCAGGCAGGACAGGGCUUCGCAGAGAAGAUAGCUCAAAAGAAGGGGGGAAAGGAGGAAAAGACCACCACCGAAAGUCACAACUAUAGAGGACUUCCCACCGUUUAAUUUGCUGCCUCCUGCCCGGGCCAGCGCUGACCCUGUCAUUGCCUGCCAAUAGAUCUUGGUCCUUUCACCCGUGUGUGCUGUACCAUCACCAUUAUGACUGAGAUUACAGCAGAAGGACCUGUAUCCACCAUGACAGUGAUAGACAACAAGAAUGGAGCUGUCCCCAUGCCACACAUGAAGUUAUCCAAGAAAUCAGUAUCAGAAGACUUUGCAACAACAUUCAGCUCACCAGCAGCCUGGCUCCUGGUUGCUGCACUUAUUGUUACCUGGUCAGCUGUGGCUAUUGUCAUGUUUGACUUGGUGGAUUACAAAACCCUAGCAGGAGUACAUCAACUUGAUAUUGACAAAGAUGUGGGGACAGGAGAGAUCCCUAGAGGUCAAUCUGUAAACAAGCUCACCACUGAUCCACUAAGACUCGUGUAUGGUGCUGUGGAAGACACCACCAGUUCGAUUUAUGGCUUCCUUUCAUUAAUGUCAGACCUCAUAUUUGAAGAUGAUGAAGAGAGUGAAAAAGGUGAAGAAGAGACUCCUUUAAAAGUUAAAGAAGAAGUCCAACCACCGAUCAAAAAGAAAGAGAUUCAGAUAGACAAGGCAGAGAAAGAAGAGAAAACUGAAAAGAAGCCACCACCAAAGGAAAUCCAGAGAGAAAAGGCUGUAAAAAAAGAGAAAAUUGAAAAGAAGCCAUCACCUAAGACAAUUCUCAAAGAGAAACCUGAAAAAAUAGAGAAACCUGAGAAGCCUGAGAAAGUGAAGAAACUUGAAAAACCUGAGAAAGUCAAGAAACCUGAAAAACCAGAGAAACUGGAAAAAACAGAAAAAAGGGAAGUCCCUAAAGUGGUACACAAAGAAAAGCCGGAGCGACACGAAAAACCUGAAAAGAGAGAAAAGCCUGAAAAGAAAAGCAAGCCUGAACAGAAAGAAAAAUUAGAAAAGAAAGAAAAAGUGCCUCUCAAAGAGAAACCUACAAAGGAAGAAAAAUCUCAAAAGAAAGUGCCUCCUUCUCCAAAAGUAGCAGAGAAGGUGAAAGAGAAGGUGAAAACUGAACAGCAAGAAAAAACUGAAAAAAAAGUUGCUCCAAAAGACAAGAAGAGCAUCAAAGUUGAAGAAAAGGCUAAAAAGGAUGUGAAAGAAAGAAAACCAGAAACCAAGGCACCUGAAAGUGUGAAACAUAAGGAAACCAAAAUAAAGGAAGCUGCACCUGAGAAAGCUAAAGCCAAAGCAAAAGAAGAAGUGUCUUUGCAGCUUGCAGAAAAGUCGGAUACAAAAGAUCAAUAUGCAUUCUGUCGCUAUAUGAUUGACAUGUUUGCUCACGGGGAUUUGUAUACAGGACCAACUCCUCAACUAUUUUUACCACAGACCCCAGCAAUCUCACCUGGAGUCCCAGCUUCUGCAGUGGGAACACUUAAUGUGACAGCUCCAAAGCUGAUAAAAGAAGAAAAAGGAAGGAAGAUAGUUCAAGAAAAGAAAGCUUUUCAUGAAGUUAAAACAAAAGAUGUUGAGGACAGGAGAAAAAUAACCCAUACGAAGAAAGCUAUUCCUGAAAUUAAAGUGAAACAGUUGGAGGAAGAAAAGAAGGGAGCACAUGAGAAGAAAGAUGUUUCUGAAAUUAAAACAAAAGGUAGGCUGUUGGACAAUCCAUUUGGUUUGUCUCAUUUUUGA
This is a messenger RNA of Anolis sagrei ordinatus, 1805 nucleotides long. It is a transcript of the gene TRDN, whose product is annotated as triadin. The record is from RefSeq and is a predicted model, not a curated record. Gene Ontology annotation, cellular component: junctional sarcoplasmic reticulum membrane; plasma membrane; sarcoplasmic reticulum. Lineage: Eukaryota; Metazoa; Chordata; Lepidosauria; Squamata; Anolidae. Gene Ontology annotation, molecular function: signaling receptor binding. Gene Ontology annotation, biological process: regulation of cardiac muscle cell membrane potential; regulation of release of sequestered calcium ion into cytosol by sarcoplasmic reticulum; heart contraction.